AUGUCACGAAACGAGAAACAAGCCUCUCCACCACCGUACUCAGAGUACAACACCUCGACCUCCUCACGCGGCACCACUAUCCUCAAUCAACUAAGCACAACCCGCACGCACCACAUCCAAUCCGUAAUCGAAAGACACAUCAUCCCCCUCAUCGAAGAACGCGUCACAUACGGCAUCGCCCAAACAACCAUCGCCAUGCUCCCCUCCGACAUCCCCCUACCCGCAGUCGAAGAGAAGUCAGAAUUCAGCUUCGACACAGCCGACACCAAACCCGUAGAGGUAGUCGGCUUCUCGUCCGAAGACGAACCGAAAGUCGUGCGGUUAGAGGGCCAGAUGAACCGCACAGAGUUUUGGAGACCACAGGUUGUGAUUGUGGAGUUGGAGCGUCUGUUAAGUGAGAAUUUGAACGCGAAUCCGGUGUUGAGGAGUCCGAGGGGAGAGGGGAGAGGCGUGGAGAGUGCUGUGCAGAGGCAGGGGGUUAGAGGGCUUUUGAGUAGGGUCAUGCCGUCGUUGGGGCCGGAGAUGCGCUCACCGGGCGGGAAUCCAGAAGUUGGCAUGAGGAAUCAACUGGAUCAAGGAGGCAUGGUUGUAGUGAAGGCUAGGUUGGAGGAGAUAUGCUUGAGGACGGUGAGCGAGUUUGGCUUAUACGAUACCAUGUCGAAGCAGUGUGUUAUUGUACGCGUGGAUGCGCGGUGUUAA
Molecule: messenger RNA, 699 nt
Organism: Alternaria conjuncta
Lineage: Eukaryota; Fungi; Ascomycota; Dothideomycetes; Pleosporales; Pleosporaceae
Exons: 1
Coding region: 1-699 (232 amino acids)
Source: RefSeq, a predicted model, not a curated record